AUGUCCGUCUUGGAGGUAUGGUUCCAUUGGUUCACGGACGUUAUCUCUUCCCUUGUCUCGUACUGUACAGCAGCUUUCAGAAGUGCUCCAAGCAAUGGAGAAGUGCAAGAGAUUGUUCAGCAAAACGAAGGGAGCCCAAAACGAGCAUCUGCUGGGGGCCCGGCAGGUCUAUCCUGCUAUGAAACUGUCCUCGUCUCGUUAGCCCUCUGCAUGCUCGCGAGCGGCGUUGUAGAACUCAUCUUCAACUAUCAACACAUGAGCCUCGCCAAAGUUAUCAUUACAUUGAGUCUCGCCAUUUUGACUAUUGUCGCAGUUGUCACGAAAUCUUCAUUGCUCAUGGUAAUCGUCAUGCUUAUUCUGACUGUUGUAGUUCUCUUGUCAACGGCUAUACUGGUACUGGAUGUGAUCGGUUUGAUCAAUGGAGGAGAGCUAACAACCGGUAUUGUGGUAGGAAUGGCUAUUGCAGUCUUACUGUACCUGUGCAUUGUUUUUGCCUGUAUUUCGGCUUGCAUACUUCGUGCACAGUAUUAG
Haemonchus placei is the source of this 531-nucleotide messenger RNA. The record is from the annotation of a GenBank genome assembly. NCBI's taxonomy places the organism in Eukaryota, Metazoa, Nematoda, Chromadorea, Rhabditida, Trichostrongylidae.